Argentina anserina (silverweed cinquefoil) is the source of this 979-nucleotide messenger RNA. RefSeq lists its product as uncharacterized. The transcript is spliced from 6 exons. The record is from RefSeq and is a predicted model, not a curated record. The coding region runs from base 1 to 600 and encodes 199 amino acids. NCBI's taxonomy places the organism in Eukaryota, Viridiplantae, Streptophyta, Magnoliopsida, Rosales, Rosaceae.
AUGGAGGCGAUGGUGAAGAAGUACCAACAGAGGUUCCGGAAGGUGAAGGACGAGAUGGACACCUGGGCCCACCUUCAAUCCCUCCUCAUUUCACAGUUCCGGAGCGUCUCCUCCAUCAUCCUCAGGCUCCAGGUGCUUCAAGACUCACACAACUACGGUGGCGGCUUGCGUGGAGUUGCCCACAUUCAAGAGGCCGUCCUGCUCAAGCAGAUGGAGUCCUUGCAAAAGCUCCUGCUUUCUAUGAACAAUACCGUGGAACAGUUUCAUGGUAUUGUGUUGUCUCUUGGGAGGAUUCAUCGUGACGCUAGGCAGAUGAUUAGAGGUGGUUCUAGUCAGCUCAGUGUCAAACAACUGCAGCAGCGAGUUGGUGUGAAGCCGAGUCUAGCAGAUUGCCUAGAUGGGCUCAUGCUUAUUCAGGACAUGCAUUGCUCUGAGUACCUUUUAAAGUCAUCAUUGGUUUCAGCACUAUCAGAACUUACUUUGAAACCCAGCGCCAGUGAUCUGGGUUCCCUCCAGAAAAUCUUGAUUGAUCAGCCCAACAUCCCCAAGGAGGAAGUUCAGUUCAUCUUUGAUAUCAUAUUCGCUGAAGAAAUUUGUUGAUCCUUUUUGUGAAAUGAACUACGAAUUUUCCCUGCUCAGAAAAUGAGAACCAUUUUGAAAGCAGGAACGUCUAGGUUUCAAAGAACGGUGAAGAAAGUUCUUCUCGGGUCCUUCCGUUCUGGCAGUUGUGCUACUGAGACUUCGAAAGGUGCUAUCGACUUUCAUUUCUGGAAACCCGCUCAUGACGAAGAUGAGAAAUCAUGAAAAAUCAAAUGUACCUGUUAGAUUUAGUGUCAAUGCAUAUUGCUGGAGAAGGGGAUUUUGAUGUGGUUUGUUUUCACUCUGGUGAGUAGGGAGUGUUGAUACUCUUCCAUUCUUCAUCAGAGUCCAAAUCACUUUGACAAAUAGAGGUUUCCAUUCAAUGAAAUUAUACUCGAUU